AUGGGACCUUCGAUAACCGCUACUAACCUACCAUGCGCGCCAAGAUGCUUUGAACUCUCUUACAUCAUUGAACAUUAUGGAGAAGAGACAGAGACCCUGGACAGCCUGAACCCUGGUCAUGACCAAGCUUACAUACCCAAAUCUUACACGGUCCCCCCCAACUUCGUUGUCCCGGUCUACUAUGAUGACCAGCCACGUGGCUACGACCAGAAAGACACGACGAUACAUUACCGAGAAGAUUACCGAGAAGUCUCUGAAAUGCGAGUCCGACACCUGCAAAUACUCCGUGAUGAAGACGUGGAAAUUGGGAUUCGUGCAUUUCUACCCCAAGUGGACGAUUGGCUAAGUGGAACACUGCCUCUCCCGAAGAAAAACUCCCAUGACCUUGGUAUUAUUACUCCAUCAGUGGAUGUUGAUAGGCAAUUGAUCCCGGUUCGAGACCUGCUAUACAAAGGGUACGGGUCAUUCGCCCUCAUACGCACGUCUCGAGAUAUUCUGUCCCCUCAAAACAUCUCCAAGGCUGUCUAUACUGUGCUAAGGGUGGACGGGCCAGGCUUGAUUGGCACCCAAAAAGUGGCUGUAGGCGAGUCUAUCUUGGUCAAAAACCAGGUCAUCUUAACUGCUGGUUUGAUCCUCCUCAUCAGUCUCUCCCCAACCAUGGUAGUUGGACGAACAGCUUAG
Molecule: messenger RNA, 681 nt
Organism: Aspergillus welwitschiae
Lineage: Eukaryota; Fungi; Ascomycota; Eurotiomycetes; Eurotiales; Aspergillaceae
Exons: 4
Coding region: 1-681 (226 amino acids)
Source: RefSeq, a predicted model, not a curated record